This is a messenger RNA of Beta vulgaris subsp. vulgaris (sugar beet), 813 nucleotides long. Its product is annotated as calmodulin-binding protein 60 B. Gene Ontology annotation, biological process: regulation of salicylic acid biosynthetic process. Gene Ontology annotation, cellular component: nucleus. The record is from RefSeq and is a predicted model, not a curated record. The coding region runs from base 1 to 813 and encodes 270 amino acids. Lineage: Eukaryota; Viridiplantae; Streptophyta; Magnoliopsida; Caryophyllales; Amaranthaceae. The transcript is spliced from 4 exons. Gene Ontology annotation, molecular function: calmodulin binding; DNA-binding transcription factor activity; sequence-specific DNA binding.
AUGUUGGUUGGAGAACGUAUUAUAACUUUGCGAAAUGGGAUUGGCUCUGUUGGUAUGUUUACUUCACGGAUAACUCCAGUUGGGGGAGAACCAAGAUGUUUAGAUUGGGGCUCGAGUAGUACUAGCCCAGAAGAUCAAGUGAGGGAAGCAGUAAGUAGUCCUUUUCAAGUGAAAGAUCGUCGUGGAGAAACCUAUAAGAAGCAUAAUGUUCCAUCUCUAGAAGAUGAAGUUUGGCGCUUGUGCGGGAUAGCAAAAGAUGGUAAGAUCUGUAGAAGAUUGAAAGAACGUCAAAUUUACAAAGUGGAGGACUUUGUCAGACAAUAUCACAAUGAUGAAUCUUUACUCCGUCAAAUUGUCAAGGUCUCACCACGAAAGUGGAAGGCAAUUGUUCAACAAGCUACUACAUGCUAUUCAGACCAACCAAGCUCAAAUCUGAGUAACUUGGCACAAAAUAACAUCCCUAUUGACAGUACUAUCAACCCAAAUACUAUUCCAUGCUUUGAUAUGCAGCAACAUUCGCAUUAUGUGCCUCCAGCUUUUCAAGCUGAACAAGCUGAAAUGUCAGAAUUCCAUCCAGGGGAGCAUAGCCAUCAGCUGAAUCAAUCCACAGCUUUAGACGAAUCCUUGCUCGAGGAUUUAACUCUAGAUUAUUGCUCUAUGCCAUCAUCUUCUGUCACUCGGUUCAGUGAUAGUCACACCUCACCUUGGUUUCCUGCUCAAUCAGCAGGGGAAGACAGCGAGUGUAUUUUUAUGAAUUCUAGCAUGUCCUCAACCCUGGUGCGGGUGUUAAUGCGCGGUAAAUCCAGACAGUGA